This is a messenger RNA of Branchiostoma belcheri (Belcher's lancelet), 3078 nucleotides long. Its product is annotated as ubiquitin carboxyl-terminal hydrolase 49-like. The record is from RefSeq and is a predicted model, not a curated record. The transcript is spliced from 7 exons. Gene Ontology annotation, molecular function: cysteine-type deubiquitinase activity; zinc ion binding. Gene Ontology annotation, cellular component: cytoplasm. NCBI's taxonomy places the organism in Eukaryota, Metazoa, Chordata, Leptocardii, Amphioxiformes, Branchiostomatidae. The coding region runs from base 360 to 2477 and encodes 705 amino acids. Gene Ontology annotation, biological process: protein deubiquitination.
UAUCAUGUUUCCGUUUCCGGUUCGAUGAGGGCGACUCGGAGAUCACGUGACCCGGGGCUGACAGAAAAAAUGGCGGUGACCCCUCGAACCGGCGAGAGAGUGGCCCAGCUGGGCGAACACUGACAAAAAUUUCCUCUGAAUCCCAUAAAAUCACAACUACCGUCCGUUUUUGUGGUCGUGCAAGGUCUGUGAGGAUAUUGUAAGACGAACUGCUCGCAAAACCAAGGGAUAUAAGAACGAAAUUUUAGGUCUGAAGGCUGUAAUAUAAUUUGCAGUGGAGGGAUUGUAAGUGGUAGACACCACCUUCUUCAUGUACUGUUGAUAAUCCCACUUUUGGGGUUUCAAUUGGACCGGCACUGAUGGAUAAGUGCAAGCACGUUCUGAAGCAGCGUCUGGCGGAGGACCACUCCAUCCUCAACCCGCAGAAGUGGUCGUGCGGGAUCUGUGGCACCACGGAGAGCGUCUGGGCAUGCCUGAGCUGCUCGCACGUCGCCUGUGGGCGCUACAUCAACGAGCACGCGCUCCACCACUUCCAGGAGACCAAGCACCCCAUCUGCUUGGAGGUCAACGAGCUCUACGUCUUCUGCUACGAGUGUGAGGAGUAUGUCUUGAACGACAACAAUGCCGGGGACGUGCAUCUCCUACGAACCACCCUCAGUGCCAUAAAAAACCAGAGUCUCGGCGCACGGACGACUCGUAGUGGGCGCGUGCUGAGAGCCGGCAAGGACGACAAUGCCGGGCCCAAACAGACCAGCGUGGAACCAGACCAGUACUAUACCGCCAUGUACUUCAGGCGGUUUAUUCUCAUGCGGAAGGUUUUCCUCAUCUGGCGCGACAAUGUGCGAGCAACCAGAAAAGCCAAAGGCCUACCCCCGCACCCGGAGCCGAAGAAACCCGAGAGAAAACGAGUCGUCAAGAGGAGAAGGAGUUACGACAGGCCGUCGACCCCCAGCAGACAGAGCCAGCGAACGGCUGACAGGAGAAGACUGAAGGAGAGCGAAGACGAUUCCAAACCUCGUGCCCCGAUCACACCAGGGGUCACUGGCCUCCGUAACCUAGGAAACACGUGCUACAUGAACUCCAUCCUCCAGGUGUUGAGUCACCUUCAGAAGUUCCGUGACCUUGUGUUAAACCUUGACCUCGACGGCUGCAGCGACGGGACGUCCACGAGAAGAAGGCUGUCGACGGAGGCGAUGGAACACCGAGCCGGCGGGUCGAGAGGACUGUUCCGACAAACAAGCGUGGACUGUUUCAAGGCAGUCACGACGCCGCCAGCGAGACGGAACCUCGGCCGCGGGCUAAACGGUGGCUCGUCGGGAAACGGUCGGGGGAACAAGUUUGUGCCUCUCAACGGGGAGGCGGCGAACAUCACGAGUAUAUCCCUCUGCCGCGACCUGCACGCUCUCUUCAGAGUGAUGUGGUCAGGCAAGUGGGCCCUGGUCUCACCGCACGCCAUCUUGAACUCUGUCUGGAAGCUCAUCCCGAACUUCAAGGGGUACAACCAGCAGGAUGCUCAGGAAUUUCUGUACGAGCUGCUAGAUAAGGUACAGUCGGAGCUGGAGCGGCUCUACUCCCCCAACAUGACCAUGAAGGCCAGGAGAAACCCCAUGCCCAUGGAGAUCUUCGCCCAGAACUUCCAGGGGGAGCUGGUCAGUCAGGUGACAUGUCUGGUCUGUGGGUACAAGUCCAACACUUACGAGCCCUUCUGGGAUCUAUCACUGGAGUUUCCCGACAGGUACCAAGCUCCUAUGGUGUCUUCCAGAUACCAGUGUGCCAAGGACCGUCCGUUCGCGCCAUCGGAGGACAGCUGUCUGCUGACGGAGAUGAUGGGCAAGUUCACAGAGAAGGAGUACCUGGAAGGGAAGGUGUACGAGUGCUCACAGUGCAACAGUCGGCGCCGUGCUUCCUCCAAGAAGCCGCCGGUGAAGACAGAAGCCUCCAAACAGCUGCUGAUCACCAAGCUACCUCAGAUCCUCAGGCUCCACCUCAAGAGGUUCAGAUGGUCCGGGCGGAACCAUCGUGAGAAGAUCAACGUUCACGUGGACUUCGGAGAGGAGUUAGACAUCGCCCCGUACUGUUAUGUUCCUGACGGCAGCAUGGUGGACACGAUGUACUGUUUACAGGCGGUGGUGAUCCACCAUGGGCGAGGCUUCGGGUCAGGACACUACACAGCCUACUGUUGGAACGAUGAGGCUGGUUUCUGGGUGCACUUUAACGACUCUCGCCUGGACCUGAGCUCCAUCGAGGACGUGGUUGCCGGACAGGCCUACAUCCUGUUCUAUGUGCAGAAGCAGAACGUGCGCCCCCUCCCCGAAGACGAGGAAAUCGACAUCAUGGAAGUGGACGAGGAGGAAGUAGAACAACAACAACAACAAGAACAGGCGACGGCCAGCGGGGACAACAACGUCGAGAAGCCUCAGACCACGGACCAAGAGGACGAAGACCUCAGGAAACGUAGACGCACCGAGGAAACGUAGACGUGGCGUAGACUUUCUCCUGUCUCCAAGCGUAGUCCCUGUAAAACUCUUAGCUGUUGUAAUUCCAUAGAGGGAAACAGACACACAACACAUUGCUAAUCCCCUGAAAACACUGUACACAUCUGCUUGAAGUAAUUCUAUCAUUUGCAGAUAAUUCUUCUUCGCAAUGCAAGUCUUACAGAACUAUCAGACAUUGUAUCUUCUGCCAGGCGAUGUCUUUUUGUCAGGAUCCUAGUGCUUGAAGUAUUCCUUUACAGUUUGAGAAAUGAUUUCGUCUUGGGCCGUCUUGUUUUUGUAAAAGUCAAGCAUCUUUGUAGAUACAAAUGUAGAUGUAAACUUUUUUGUAUGCUUCAUGUCAAUAGACUUUGGUCUCACUUCUGUUCAGUUAGACGACAAAAUCAACAACUCUUUCAUUAGAGACAGAAUAAGUGGUGGGGAAAACGUUGAAUGUAUAGAAUAUUAUUCUAAAUUCUGUUGUUGGAUCUUAGUAUGUGUAUCGAUUAAUUGCAUUGGUGUCAGUUGUGUGUUCCUCUGUAGUUGUUUGUAUGUUUCAAAGGAAAUUUCUUUGGCCACGUCCUGAGUUAAAAGAAAAACGUUGAGU